Messenger RNA from Eucalyptus grandis, 462 nucleotides. RefSeq lists its product as uncharacterized. The record is from RefSeq and is a predicted model, not a curated record. The transcript has 2 exons. NCBI's taxonomy places the organism in Eukaryota, Viridiplantae, Streptophyta, Magnoliopsida, Myrtales, Myrtaceae. Bases 1 to 462 code for a protein of 153 amino acids.
AUGAACCUUAAUGAAAGUGAACAAAUUAGAGAACAAGAAGUUCAUGGGGACCUGGAGCAAUCUAUCCAUUCGCAUGUGAGGUUGUUGACUGCACCCUGGACUCCGGACCCCCGGUUCAGCAGAGAGGUCGGGGUGCACCACGUUGUGGAAGCUGUGGUAGCUGCCGCCGCGUUCAUUACAUUCGGCCAAAAUGAUACAGAGGGAAGAGGCAAUCCUUUUGCGAAGGUGGGAGUUGAAAGCUUCAUCACCGACCGUAGACCCUUAGCCAUAGCAACCUCCGAUAAAAGCCGGAUCGACCUGAAUGUGGACUACCUCCAGACAUUCCUCCAGCAACUUGACGGACGAGCCGGGAUCCCAUACUUCACGAGUGGCCCAUUUUGGGAAUGGACAGGGAAUGGCAGCGCCCCAAUAGGCCUCUUAACUGGGACUGCCGACUACAUUAGGCUAACCGGAAAUAUUUAA